UCUCGUUCUCGUGCAGCGAAGUCAAGCCGCUGUGUAGCCCCCACACUGGCUGUCCUCGGGUUGUCAAGAAGGCUGAGGGCAAGGUGAGAAGCAAUGAGGAAUUCCUUGUAUGCAAAACAGUGCAGCGCAGUGCCAUGUUAACCGGCACAUCGUGGAGUCACCCUUCUACAACCUGGACUGUGAUCCUCGCCUGGCAACAUUACCAAGGGUCGGGCUAACCCCGCCUCCAAAAAAAGUAUAAGAGUUGGUCCGCGCAGGUCGAACAUUGCUCAAUUGGUCCGUCUGCCCUCCAUAUCGAGCAGUAUCUCAGAAUCAAGACACACUUCUAGCACCAGCUCUGCCAUUACCACAACAUGAGUCUUCCACCCACAGCUCUCCGCCAGCUCGGCAGGAAUGGGCCUUUGAUCCCCGUCAUCGGCCUGGGCCUGAUGGGCGCCAGUGUCGGCUACGGCGCGGCCCUCUCUGACGACAACCGUCUGGCCUUUCUGGACCGUGCCUGGCAGAUAGGCGCGCGCAACUGGGACACGUCGGACGCUUAUGGCGACAGCGAGGCGCUGUUGGGCAAGUGGUUCCGCCUGCACCCCGAGAGGCGCAAGGACAUCUUUCUCGCGACAAAGUUUGGGAUAGUGAUGCCAGGGAAUGGUAACCUCACAGAGGUCAAGAUCGACUCCUCGCCCGAGUAUGCGACCACGGCGCUCGAGAAGAGCCUACAAACGCUGGGUGUCGAUUACGUGGACUUGUACUAUGUCCAUCGAAUCAAUUCGGACACGCCGAUUGAGAAGACCAUGGAGGCGAUGGCGUCUGCAGUCAAAUCUGGCAAGGUCAAGUAUGUGGGCUUGUCCGAAGCCUCGUCGGCCACUGUCCGCCGCGCCCACGCCGUAUAUCCGCUCUCUGCCGUCCAGAGCGAGUACAACCCUUGGACGCGCGACAUUGAGGGCGAGGCAGGCACUCACCUCCUCGACACCUGCAAGGAGCUGGGCAUCGCCAUCGUCGCGUACUCCCCGCUGGGCCGUGGCGUGCUGACAGGCGCAUAUCGCUCCGGCGCGAGCUUUGGCGAAGGCGACGUCCGUGCCCAUAUGUCCCGAUUCAGUGAGGACAACAUGGCCAAGAACGACGCCUGUCUGGACAAGAUUGGUGCGAUAGCUGAGCGGAAGGGCUGCACUCCGGCGCAGCUUAGCCUGGCGUGGUUGAUUGCGCAGGCCGACAAUGUGUUUGUGAUCCCAGGGACCAAAAAGAUCAAGUACCUCGAGCAGAACUUCGCUGCGGGUCAAGUGCAGCUGACUGAGGCGGAGAGCAAGGAGCUUCGGCAGAUUGUGAGCGAGGUUGACAUUGCGGGUGACCGGGAUCCUUUCUUUGGGGCCUUCGUAGACACCGUGCCGCUGGCUUGAGAAGCUUGGGGGAGAAUGGGGGAACUGGAAGCGGCCCAGACGGAAGAGUGGCAACGAGUAAGGAAGUGGAAAGAGGACACACAAGUCGAUAUGUACACUGUUCUCUAUAUAGGUCUACUGGCAAUCGUCCCGCACACGCUUAUAUCUGCGGUUUCACAAGAUAGGCGCAACUAAAUCGAUAUGGCCGUUAA
Molecule: messenger RNA, 1579 nt
Organism: Microdochium trichocladiopsis
Lineage: Eukaryota; Fungi; Ascomycota; Sordariomycetes; Xylariales; Microdochiaceae
Product: NADP-dependent oxidoreductase domain-containing protein
Exons: 3
Coding region: 354-1388 (344 amino acids)
Cellular component (GO): cytoplasm
Source: RefSeq, a predicted model, not a curated record